AUGGAUUCCAAAACAGAUAAUAUCCCUUCGCCAAACUCUCGGCUGCUCAGCCAACCUCUUCUGGAUCCAACCCAGAACUCAGAAAAAAAGGGCCUGAAGGAGUCAGCUGGUCAACUGAAUUACCAGACAAUCACGACGCACUCCGAGGAGACUAAUAUUGCUCCGCCUCGAGAUGACAAGACUCCGCAUCGGGAAUGGGUAAUGAGUACUGAGUAUGCCGCAUUUGAGGGCUACGCGGAUCAGGAUGCUCAGGCCGAGAUGGAGGUCUACUACACUGAUGACCAAGAGGAGCCUUGGUGGAUUUGCUUUGUUCCAUUCUGGCUGGAAUGA
Messenger RNA from Trichoderma gamsii, 330 nucleotides. RefSeq lists its product as hypothetical. The coding region runs from base 1 to 330 and encodes 109 amino acids. The transcript is spliced from 2 exons. The record is from RefSeq and is a predicted model, not a curated record. NCBI's taxonomy places the organism in Eukaryota, Fungi, Ascomycota, Sordariomycetes, Hypocreales, Hypocreaceae.